ACCUUUUUGACAUUGACAUUUCAUUAAAGUUCGAUUUCUUUAAAUUCGCUGCGUGAUAUCCGAAUCACGUUUUAGUUUUAGAUUAGUUAAAAUAGUGUCCAAAAUAGCAAAAUGUCCUUGUUCGGCGAUAUAUUGUCCAUGAACAAGAAUGAGGAGAAGACACAGCAGGCGGGGGCGAGUCUAUCCCCAUAUUUGAACUUCGAUCCCCAUAUCAUACCGAAAAUGCAACCAGAAUUCUUGUAUCCUGAUGACAGUCACAUGGCAUCCACAGCCAGAAGGUCUAACGUAGCACUGCCUAUUAUUGGAAUGUCCUUUAUGACCGGAUCAGGCUUGGGUGGUAUGGCAGGUUUAUACAGAGGAUUGAGAGCCACAACACUAGCAGGACAGACAGGCAAAGUGCGACAAACCCAAAUUAUCAACUACAUCAUGAAGCAAGGAACGAACACUGGCUGCACUCUCGGCAUCAUCGCGUCAUUCUACUCGUGUAUCGCGCUGGGCGUGACAUGGCUACGCGACAAGGAAGACACUGCGAACACCUUCAUCGCCGCCACUACCACCGGCAUCAUUUACAAGAGCACCUCCGGACUGCGCUCCAUGGGUCUCGGCGCCGCUGUCGGCCUAACCCUCGCUGGAGUCUACACACUCAUCACCGACAACGACAAUAUAUGGAGCAAAGCUAGAUACAAUAGAUUGUGAUUCAAAACCGCCUAUAGUCAUGUAAAUAUUUAAUAGACUGUUAUGUUUAGUUUUUUGUUAUGACGACGCCAAAGGAUCUGUCGGGACGCCGGGACUUAUUUGUGCCAUGUCCCCCCGUACCUGUUUAGAUUUAUGUAUUGUGCUUUUUGGUAUCCAUAAACUGCGCUCUACAGUUGUGUAGCUCUUGCCACAGUAGCAAUUGUUGUACUUAAUAAAAUAUUCAUCCCGUUUUCAAUGGUAUAUUUAUUGGAUAAAUAUUGAAGUAUGUCACUUACUCGUAGGCCUUUUGAAUAUCAAUAAAAUGGUUUCCUACACCAAAACUAAAGUGGGUAAUUUGUAAAUUAUUGUAGUAGUCAAAAGGUAUACAAUUGCUUAGCAGUAUAGAUAAUACUAAUCUUGUAUAUAAUGUAGUAGACUAUUUAAUCUACAUUUUUAUAGCUGCUGAUUUAUACAGCUAGUGUAUAAACGCAGUACAUUAUAUUAAUAUAUUUUCUAGUGAGGUUUAUUUACUCACAAUUAUCUCUCAUAUUUACUCAGCCGUACAUAUAAACUAAUUUAUCUCAUGGUUCAUGUGUAUUUGCAUACAGUUUAUGGAUAGCACAACCCUGUAUUACGUACAUAUUCCCGCCUUGUCGUAUCAGGACCGCACAAAUAUGCAUAAGCGUUAAUAAAUGAGUUAUUUGAAAAAUAAA
Helicoverpa zea (corn earworm) is the source of this 1388-nucleotide messenger RNA. It is a transcript of the gene Tim23, whose product is annotated as mitochondrial import inner membrane translocase subunit Tim23. Lineage: Eukaryota; Metazoa; Arthropoda; Insecta; Lepidoptera; Noctuidae. The transcript is spliced from 3 exons. The record is from RefSeq and is a predicted model, not a curated record. Bases 112 to 696 code for a protein of 194 amino acids. Gene Ontology annotation, biological process: protein import into mitochondrial matrix. Gene Ontology annotation, molecular function: transmembrane protein transporter activity. Gene Ontology annotation, cellular component: mitochondrial inner membrane; TIM23 mitochondrial import inner membrane translocase complex.